This is a messenger RNA of Lactuca saligna, 873 nucleotides long. The record is from the annotation of a GenBank genome assembly. NCBI's taxonomy places the organism in Eukaryota, Viridiplantae, Streptophyta, Magnoliopsida, Asterales, Asteraceae.
AUGGAGAACGCCGGCGAGGCGGACCAAAUUGCUGCGCUUAUCAUACCUAGCACGGACUCGCAGGAGGAGGAGAUACAGUCUUGCCAUUUCACACGCGAAUCAGAGGUGUUUUCAGGCGACAUGCAGUUGUCUUCAUCACCGGAAGAGGCGUCGGAACAAGCCACUGGAAUAGUAAUGGUAUCUAUGCAGGAAAGCUCUGAUGAUUACCAAACUCCUCCAGAACAUCACCUUUCAUCUCAGAACUCCAGCAACGACGGUCAGGUGACUACAGUUGUUGAUCUGGAAACGGGAAGUGGUGGAGUUGGAAACAGCGAGACGAUGGUGAUGGAUGAUAGUUGUGAGCGGAUGAUUGAUCUAACCACCGACUCGGAUAAUCUAGAGUUUUUGGAAAACAGGGUUAGGGUUAGGGUUCUCGAAGUCGAAGAUAACAAUACAGUGAUGGCUGAUGAGAAUAAUACUAAUACCGAAGAGAUUGAAACGCAAUAUGCCGUUGGGGAAACUAAUGCUGGUAGUUGUGUUGCAGAAGCUCUUAAGACGCUGAAGGAGACCGUACCUAAAGUGUUUGUAGAAAUGCCGGUGAGAGAACAAGAGACAGAAAGCAAAACGAGCUUAAACUUGGAUUGCAAAGGAAAGCGACAAUUGCCAUUUUCAAUGAAAGGGAAAGAGAAAAAUAAUAUAGAAAAGCAUGAAGACGUAUUUACAGAUAUUCUGAAUCGUGCUUGGAAGAUACUGGUGGAGCAGCAGAGAAAAUGUGGUGCUGAGGCUGAUGGGGAUGAUGACCUUCUGGAGACUGCAAUGCGGAGGGGCUUGACUUUACCUCGUCCCAGGUGGUGGCCACCAGAAGAAGAAGAAGAAGAUGGUUUUGAAGGUUAA